Messenger RNA from Polyodon spathula (Mississippi paddlefish), 2044 nucleotides. RefSeq names its product 5-aminolevulinate synthase, erythroid-specific, mitochondrial-like. Gene Ontology annotation, cellular component: mitochondrial matrix; mitochondrion. The coding region runs from base 124 to 1920 and encodes 598 amino acids. Lineage: Eukaryota; Metazoa; Chordata; Actinopteri; Acipenseriformes; Polyodontidae. The record is from RefSeq and is a predicted model, not a curated record. The transcript has 10 exons. Gene Ontology annotation, molecular function: 5-aminolevulinate synthase activity; pyridoxal phosphate binding. Gene Ontology annotation, biological process: hemoglobin biosynthetic process; heme biosynthetic process; erythrocyte development.
UGAGGUUGGAGAUGACCCACGUGACAGCUACAGCUAUAUCCCCAAAGAUCCUGCAGAGAUAGUUGCUGUUUUUUACGUUCGUCCUCAGUGCAGGUCAACAGUGUGGAAAAACGGCUUGGUCCAAUGGCGUCUUUCUUUCAUCGCUGUCCGUUCCUGACCAGCGCGUCCAAACCCUUCCUCAAGAGAGCCGGACGCUCGCUCUUCAGCCUCGCUGACCGCUGCCCGGUGAUGCUGACCCGGGGCCUGGUCACUACCGCCGCCCAGCAACAGAGGGCACUGGAGACAACCCCGGCCGGCUCCGCUGUAUUGAAGACCACUCCCCUGUGGUCACUCUCUCAGGCUGCCACCCAGACCGCAGUGACCAUGUCCUCCCAGUGUCCCUUCGUUGAGAAGGAGAUCAGCGCGGUCCAGGCCAGUGCCGAGGUCCAGGAGGAUGUGGUGUGCAGCCUGCCACUAGGGGGCGAGAGCACUAUCCUGAGGGAUCUGAGGAGAGGCGUGAUGAACACCAUGCAGGGACUCACCCCCUCCCCGACCCCUGUCACCCACCGCAUCCAAGACAACAUGGGCGCAGACCAGCCCCAUUUCGAUUAUGACGCUUUCUUCGACUCGAAGAUCAUCGCGAAGAAGCAGGACCACACCUACCGCGUGUUCAAGACGGUGAACCGCUGCGCGGACGCCUUCCCCUUCGCCGAAGAUUACUCGCAGCCCACUGGCCAAGCCAAGCCCGUAUCCGUCUGGUGCAGCAACGACUACCUUGGCAUGAGUCGCCACCCCCGGGUCCUGCAUGCCAUUCGAGAUGCCCUGAAUCAGUACGGCGCGGGCGCUGGGGGCACCAGGAAUAUUUCCGGCACCAGUAAAUUCCACGUGGAUCUGGAGCAGGAAUUAGCCAGCCUCCACUACAAGGAUGCUGCCCUGGUCUUCUCCUCCUGCUUCGUGGCAAACGAUUCCACCCUUUUCACUCUGGCCAAGAUGCUUCCAGGCUGUGAGAUCUACUCGGAUGCUGGGAACCAUGCCUCUAUGAUCCAGGGAAUCCGCAACAGCGGCGUUCCGAGACACAUCUUCCGGCACAACGACGCGGGACACCUGGAGGAGCUGCUGAGGAAGUCUGACCCCAAGACUCCCAAGAUCGUGGCGUUCGAGACGGUGCACUCUAUGGACGGUGCUAUCUGCCCCUUAGUGGAGCUGUGUGACGUGUCCCAUCGCCAUGGCGCCCUGACCUUCGUGGACGAGGUUCACGCAGUGGGGCUGUACGGCGCUCGAGGAGCAGGCGUGGGAGAGAGAGACGCCGUCAUGCACAAGAUUGACAUUGUCUCCGGAACCCUCGGCAAGGCGUUCGGUUGCGUGGGGGGUUACAUUGCUAGUACCGCCGCUCUGGUGGACACAGUGCGCUCCUUCGCCGCCGGCUUCAUCUUCACCACCUCCCUGCCUCCCAUGGCCCUCGCCGGGGCCCUGGAGUCAGUCCGGGUGCUGAAGAGCGCAGAGGGACAGGCCCUGAGGAGAGCUCACCAGAGGAAUGUCAAGCACAUGAGGCAGCUACUCCUGGAUGCGGGGCUGCCUGUCAUCAACUGCCCCAGUCACAUCAUCCCUAUCCGGGUGGGCAACGCAGAGAAGAACUCUCAGAUCUGCGAUCUUCUCCUGGAGAAGCACGGCAUCUACGUGCAGGCCAUCAACUACCCGACCGUGCCCCGAGGGGAGGAGCUACUGCGCCUAGCCCCCUCCCCCCACCACACCCCACCAAUGAUGGAAUACUUUGUGGAAAGUCUGGUUGAAGUCUGGGAGGAAAUGGGGUUCCCGCUGAGCCCCCCAUCGGAGACCGUGUGCAACUUCUGUAACCAACACCUGCACUUUGACCUCAUGAGCGAGUGGGAGCGCUCCUAUUUCGGGAACAUGGAUCCCCAGUACAUCACCAUGUGUGCAUAACCCACAGGGGACCAGGCAACCAAAUAAUGACAGCAGUAUCUAUACAGCUACAGAAAAAAAAAGUUUUGCAUCACCUUGAAUUUUAGGAUUGAGACAUAAUUAAUAUAUAUGAACAUAAUUUAGA